AUGUCCCCAACCACAACCACAACCACAAUCACCGAAAAACCCCCCUCCCAGACACCCACACCCACACCCACACCCACACCCACACCCACACCGACAGACACAAUCAUAACCCUCCACCGCACUCCAACCAGCCUCACAUCCCCGCGCCCCAAAUUCAAAAACACCCUCCUCGCCUCCGUCGGCUACCUCGAGCUCGCCAACGCAGGCGACUUCGCCGCAAACGUGUGGAACGAGAUCCCCGUGCCCACCCACGCCGUCAUCUGCAUGGCCAUCUUCGGACCCAUCGCGCUCCUCGCCUCCCUCUUCGCAGCCCGCGAUCUGUACCUCGCGGUAUCGAAUCUCCGGGUUCUGCGAGCGGAGCGGAAGCUCCUCCUCCUCCUCCUCCUCGCCCGCAGCACAACAACCCCAAGUACAACCACCACGGCAGCGACCAAAGAAACAAGCACAAGCACAAGCACAAGCACAAGCUCGCCUCCGCCUCCGACGCCGACGAACACAACGUCAACGUCCAAGGCUCGAGCGCUCCUCGCCCUCAACACGCGCCAGCUGCUGACGGAGGCGAUCGACCGCGCGCUCAUGGACGUCUUGCUCGGCGGCGGGGCGGUGCUGGUGGGCGUGGGCACGAUCCUGGCGAUUUUCGGGGCGGAUGCUGCGGUCUUCGAGGCGUCGAAUCUGUUAUCUGGGUUUGUGGGCAAUGCGCCGGCGGCGGCGUUUGGGGUGGUGAAUGCGGGGUGGACGGGGGUGUUGGUGGUGGGGUUGCAGCGGCGGUGGAGGGGGGCGUGUACGUCUUUGUCUUUGUGUGCAGCGUCUUCGACUGCGGGUGGUGGUGGAGGUGGAGGUGGAGGUGGAGGUACAGGGGGAGGUGCAGGUGGAGGGGUUGGGGGUAAGGUGCGGAUGAGGCUGCGGGCGCGCUUCCGCAUGCUGCAGGUGCACGCGGCCGUCAACGGGGUCACGGGCUUGGUGGCGGGGAUGGCGUCGAUGGUGACGGCGCGGAUGUGGUGGGGGUAUGUUGUGCUGAUUCCGUGUGUGGUGGUUGUGGUGGUGGGGAACUGGUUCUGGCGGGUGCGGCUGGGGUAUGACCGGGCGAUGUGGCGGGGGGAGGCGGAGCCGGAGGAGGGAGAGGAGGGAGGGCACGAUGGUGAGAGCGACGUGGUUGAGGAACUGGGGGCCGUGAUCGAAGCGCGGGAGACGCUGGAUGCGUGGGUCGAGGGCCCGCUGGACCGACUCAUGGGUCGAAUUGUGCGGCAUGGCAUGGCGGAGGCGUUUUGUGAGCGGCUGGCGAGACGCUGGGGGGAGCAUCCGGUGUUUGCGGGGGAUACGAAGGAGGUGUGCAUUGCAGUCGGAGAUCUUCUAUCCGGGUCUGAGAGCGAUCAAGCCCGGAUGCUGGAUGAGUGCGGCCUCUUCCUCCGGGAGGAUGGGAGGAAGAUUCUCGAGGACCGGGAGCGGUAUCUCCUCGAACUUCUUGGAGAGCUGUUGUUGAUUCAAGCCUAG
Messenger RNA from Aspergillus clavatus NRRL 1, 1491 nucleotides. RefSeq lists its product as uncharacterized. The record is from RefSeq and is a predicted model, not a curated record. NCBI's taxonomy places the organism in Eukaryota, Fungi, Ascomycota, Eurotiomycetes, Eurotiales, Aspergillaceae. The transcript has a single exon. The coding region runs from base 1 to 1491 and encodes 496 amino acids.